Messenger RNA from Vespula pensylvanica (western yellowjacket), 3578 nucleotides. RefSeq names its product serine/threonine-protein kinase 3 (gene hpo). The coding region runs from base 265 to 1830 and encodes 521 amino acids. The record is from RefSeq and is a predicted model, not a curated record. Gene Ontology annotation, cellular component: cytoplasm. The transcript has 10 exons. Gene Ontology annotation, biological process: protein phosphorylation; intracellular signal transduction; protein tetramerization. Gene Ontology annotation, molecular function: ATP binding; protein serine/threonine kinase activity. NCBI's taxonomy places the organism in Eukaryota, Metazoa, Arthropoda, Insecta, Hymenoptera, Vespidae.
UAUAUAGAUGCGCGAAAUAGUGCAAAUGAUUCAAAUGCAUCUUUCGAACCGCUUCGGUAACUCCGCCAUCUACAAUGGCCGAUGUUCGAAGCCUUCGAUAUUUCGGUUGUAAUUAUUUUAAUUUAUUGCCAAAAAUGUAAUAUUCGUCGUUUGAAUUAAUUAUAUUUUUACAAACGGAAUGAUAUCUAUUUUAGUCGCGUUAAAUUAUUUUCAUCCACAGAACGUGCUUUUAUCGAGUAAGAACUCGGUGAUAUAGAAACGAAGAUGUCUUCUAAGAGCGAAUUAAAAAAGUUGUCCGAAGAAAGCUUAACGAGACAACCUGAGGAAGUAUUUGAUAUUAUAUGCAAACUAGGAGAAGGAUCUUAUGGAUCCGUUUACAAGGCACUGCAUAAAGAGAGUGGACAAGUGCUUGCUAUUAAACAAGUACCUGUGGAUACGGAUUUACAGGAGAUCAUCAAGGAAAUUUCAAUUAUGCAACAAUGUGACUCCCCAUACGUUGUUAAAUAUUAUGGAAGUUAUUUUAAAAAUACAGACUUAUGGAUCGUGAUGGAGUAUUGUGGUGCUGGAUCUGUUAGCGAUAUUAUGAGAUUAAGGAAAAAGACGCUGCAAGAAGAUGAAAUCGCUACGAUUCUCAGUGAUACCUUAAAGGGAUUAGAAUACUUGCAUUUAAGAAGAAAAAUACACAGGGACAUUAAAGCUGGAAAUAUUUUACUAAAUAACGAAGGACACGCUAAAUUAGCCGAUUUUGGUGUAGCGGGUCAAUUGACUGAUACAAUGGCUAAACGUAAUACAGUAAUUGGAACGCCAUUUUGGAUGGCACCCGAAGUAAUACAAGAGAUAGGAUAUGACUGCGUCGCGGAUAUAUGGUCGCUCGGUAUAACGGCUUUAGAAAUGGCCGAAGGAAAACCUCCUUACGGGGAUAUUCAUCCGAUGAGAGCUAUAUUUAUGAUUCCAACUAAACCUCCACCUAGCUUUAGAGAACCGGACCAAUGGAGUCCAGAAUUUAUUGACUUUGUCAGCGGGUGCCUUGUUAAAAAUCCAGAAGAGAGAGCUACGGCGACUGAAUUACUCAAUCACGAAUUUAUCGGCAAUGCGAAACAACCAAGUAUUCUUAGUCAAAUGAUCGCUGAAGCGCAUGAAAUACGAGAGAAGCAAAGUGCGCAUCGUGCACAUGUUAUCAACAACGUCGCGAUCAAAAAUCAAAAUCAAGCGGAUGAUUCGGACGAAGAAGACUGUAGUGGUACUAUGAAACCUUUGCCAGAGGACACAGGAACGCUCGUUCCCAGUCAUGAUUUACCAGACACUGGAACGCUUGUAUCUGCAGUAUUAGAUCUUGGUACAAUGGUCAUUAACAGCGAUACCGAUACUGAAGCAACUAUGAAAAGGCAUAAUACUGGAUCAGUCGAAUCUGGGAAGAAAUAUCGACCUUUGUUUCUAGAUCAUUUUGAUAAAAAGGAAGCACCUGAGAUAGGAAAAGGCAAUGGGCAAAUAUCAGGAGCGCAUAAUGUAGAGAUCGCUAAUAAAAUUGAAGUUCAAGGUGCUACAGAAUCUCAAAGGUUUCAAAGUCAUUUACAAUUACAACUCAAUCAAAUAUCGCAUCCGGUGCAAGAACAACCGCCUAAUAACGUAGGCAAGUUUCAAAACGUAUUUACGGAACGUGAUUUUGACUUUUUAAAGUUUCUAUCUUACGAAGAAUUGCAACAGCGAAUGGCUAAUCUGGACGCGGAAAUGGAACGCGAAAUUGAUGAAUUAAGAAGAAGAUAUCAAACGAAGAGGCAACCAAUUUUAGAUGCCAUGGAUACUAAACGAAAGAGACAACAGAACUUCUAACAGUUUGACUUCUUUUUUUAAACAAACGAGUGUGAUGAUAGAUAAAGAGUGUACAGUUGUAUAAACAAAUAGAUUUUAUCUACUUUAUCCCUAGUUUCGUCAAAGAAAAGGGCAUUUAUUUUAUGUACAUUUAUCUAGCAAGAGAUAUAAUCAUUUUAAAAUAACUUCCCUCUUCAAAUAAAUGCCGCUUGUCUUUGGGAAACUAGGGUAUAUAGGUAAUACUAGCCAAUAGCCUCACGUCACCAAUGUAAAUUAUUUUACAUGAUUUAGGUGAAGAAACAAUAACUCUACUUAACUCUUCCUUCAUUUUUUUCGUGUUUUUCUUUCUUUUCUAUUAAAUUUACACAUAUUUACUGUUAAAUAUACUGUUCUUACAGAAAGUAUAUGUCCCUUUUUAGGGUUGAUUAGGAAAUGCAAGAAGGUGUGCAAUGCAUGUGCAACGGUAAAGCAUAAAGUUUACAAUUGUUGGCUUGUUUGGAAAUGAAAUUUGACGAUAUAAUCUUGCGUCUACUAGUCACGUUCAAUGCCAUUUAUUUUAACAAGAAUAUUUGUAAUAAGAUCAUUAUUAGAGCUUGGAUAUUGGCUUUCUAAAGCUAUCCCCUUACUUGUUGCUUGCGCUAAUAAACCUCAUUGUCGUUCGAGGUGCAGUGAAAAAUUUAAGGUCAUAUCUAACGCGAUAAUAUGGCCAGUGACCUGAAGUUUUAGAAAGAGAUACCACUACAAGCCCUGAACAUCAUUCACAUGAUACAUACAUACAUAUAUAUAAAUUUCGUUUUAGGCAUUUAAGUAUUUUCAUUUUAUCAAACGCGAAUUAUACUUUAUUGCUAAUUCUACUGCCAUACAUAGUAUAUAAUUUCAAUUACGCGUGAUGUCAAUAUUAGCUUACAUCAAUUUAAUCUCACCUUGAGAGACUUUCUUUCUUAAGCACGAAACACCAUGUAUUUUAAACAUAUAAGUUUUUGCAUUCUCAUACAUGGUAAGAUUUUACGUAGGUCUACGUAAUAUCAUGGUGGGUGAGACGGUACAUUGCAAAAAAAUAUUUCGUGAAAGAACUUACUAGGAUUAGUCUUCCCUAUUAGAGAAUAGUCUUAUAUUUCUCUACUUCGCAAUACUAGGGUAUUGAAAUUAUUGAAAUUGCGAAGUUGUACGACUACUAGUAACGAUUAUGAUAUCAUGACAUUAAUAAUCAUCGAUUAAUUCAACAAAACAAUAUUUAUAUACAAUUCCCAAGUGUGGCAAGUUGUCAUAAUGGUGAUUCGUACUUGACUCAUUGCCUAAAAUUGUAGAGAAUGACUACAUACAGAGUAAUUCUUUGCUGACGUUGGGCUAUUUCGUACAUAUAUAAUAAAGGUAGAUCGAUGACACUUAGAUCCUGUAGCCAGAACUGAACUUACUUUUUAUCCGUUUGAGGAAUGAUACAGAAUAAUAACAUAUUUUUGAUAUAGAAAAUAUGCACGAUGUCAGUAAUACAAAAUCUGAAUUUCAAUUACUCUAAACUAGAUCAAUUGGAUUAUUUUUUCAAUUUGCUUUUUUUUUUUUUUGGAGCCACUAAGAAAAUUCGUAAAAAUUAUUAUAGAGAUAGAACUUCUUCUUCAACAAAGUGACAACUCUUGUAAUAAGUGUUCGGUUUAUCUUCUCCCUUUUUUUUUUGAUAGAAAUGAAACCUAUUGUAUAAUGAUUUUUGCUUCAUUAUUUGCUUCUUUUAUAUAACGUUGAGAAUAAUAUACACAAAUUGUUACUUUCAUCGA